Molecule: messenger RNA, 1407 nt
Organism: Jatropha curcas
Lineage: Eukaryota; Viridiplantae; Streptophyta; Magnoliopsida; Malpighiales; Euphorbiaceae
Product: glutamine synthetase nodule isozyme
Cellular component (GO): cytoplasm
Molecular function (GO): glutamine synthetase activity
Source: RefSeq, a predicted model, not a curated record
UAAUCUCUCCACAUACCGAACCCCUUUCCUCAGCGACCUCUCUCUCUCUCUCUCUCUCUCUCUCUCUGCUGUUGCUUUGUCUUUGGAGGCCAAGCAUGUCUCUCCUUAACGAUCUAAUCAACCUCAAUCUCUCCGAGACAACGGACAAGAUCAUAGCUGAAUACAUCUGGAUUGGUGGAUCUGGCUUGGACUUGAGGAGCAAAGCAAGGACUCUUCCUGGACCAGUGACUGACCCUUCUAAACUUCCUAAAUGGAACUAUGAUGGCUCUAGCACAGGCCAAGCCCCUGGUGAUGACAGUGAAGUCAUUUUGUACCCCCAAGCAAUCUUUAGGGAUCCCUUCAGAAAAGGAAACAAUAUCCUGGUGAUGUGCGACGCAUACACACCGGCCGGCGAACCUAUUCCAACAAACAAAAGGUCCAAUGCUGCCAAGAUCUUUAGCCACCCUGACGUUGUUGCCGAAGAGUGUUGGUACGGAAUUGAGCAAGAGUACACUCUUCUACAGAAGGAUGUUAAAUGGCCUACUGGAUGGCCAGUUGGUGGCUUCCCUGGUCCCCAGGGUCCUUACUACUGCGGAGUGGGGGCUGACAAAGCCUUCGGUAGGGAUAUUGUGGACUCCCACUACAAGGCAUGCUUGUACGCUGGUAUUAACAUCAGUGGUAUCAACGGUGAAGUUAUGCCCGGCCAGUGGGAAUUUCAAGUUGGCCCUUCUGUUGGUAUUUCUGCUGGUGAUGAAUUAUGGGUUGCUCGAUACAUUCUUGAGCGAAUCACCGAAAUUGCAGGAGUCGUCCUUUCUUUUGACCCAAAACCAAUUCAGGGUGAUUGGAAUGGAGCUGGUGCUCACACCAAUUACAGCACCAAGUCAAUGAGAAAUGAUGGUGGACUAGCUGUUAUAAAGAAGGCUAUUGAGAAGUUGGGUCUGCGUCAUAAGGAGCAUAUAGCUGCCUAUGGAGAGGGUAAUGAGAGAAGAUUGACAGGUCGCCAUGAGACUGCUGAUAUCCACACUUUCUCUUGGGGAGUUGCAAAUAGGGGAGCUUCUAUUCGUGUUGGCCGUGACACAGAGAAAAGUGGAAAAGGUUAUUUUGAGGAUAGAAGGCCAGCAUCAAACAUGGAUCCAUAUGUUGUCACCUCAAUGAUCGCUGAAACCACCAUUCUCUGGAAGCCUUAGAGAGGUGAGACCAUUCAGUGCUCUAAAGACUAUGGAAGGAAAUGGGUUCGAGUUAUUAACUACUAUGCUCCAAGGAAGUGGGUUCAAGUUUAUGUAGACAACUCUGUUUCUAUGUAUCUAUGCGAUGUAUUUGCUCCAGUUUGUAUCUGCUUUGGAUUGAUUUUGGAAUUGUGUUUGUUUACUAUUAAUUUAGGGUGUUUAGUUUCUUGAAUAUAGUCUUUUCAUAUCAUUUUAAGCUUCA